Molecule: messenger RNA, 3325 nt
Organism: Arabidopsis arenosa
Lineage: Eukaryota; Viridiplantae; Streptophyta; Magnoliopsida; Brassicales; Brassicaceae
Source: the annotation of a GenBank genome assembly
AGAAUUGUUUUUGUGAUCUGUAGAAAUGGCUGCAAAGCUUCUGCAUUCAUUGGCAGAUGAUAGUGCAGAUCUGCAGAAGCAAAUUGGAUGUAUGAAUGGGAUUUUUCAAAUCUUUGAUCGUCACCAUGUUCUCACUGGCCGGCGAAAAAGCCUUACUUUAGGUAAUGGAAAUGCCAAUAACAUCAACUACGAGAGAGACUCUGUUGAUACAAUUUAUCAACAAAAAGAAACUGACUCCAACAAUGGUGGGAAUGUGAAAGAGAAGCGAAGGGUUUCAACAGAAUCAUCGAGAGUUUCUUUCUCAUCUUCUUGCUCGUCCUCCCCAUCGUCUUCUGAGUUCAAUAGAGGAGUUCAACCUGACGCUUCUGCGUAUGACCGAGCCAAUUUCCAAGAAUCUCCUACAAGUGAUCCUGAGAUGACUGAAGGGAAUGGGUUUUCACAAUUGGGAUUUGACCUCAGAGAUGUUGUGAGAGACUCAAUGUAUAGAGAAGCCAGAGGGCUUUUGGUUAAGACUCCAAUGACAAGAGAUGAAGGAGUUAGACAGAGCAGACGAGAAGAUUCUCCAAGGCCUUAUGGUUUGAAGCAAUCAACUCCAGUGGAUCUCAAUGAGUCCUUCAGAGUUCUUGCGAAACUUAGGGAAACAUCUCAACAUUAUAAUGAGGUUGGCAUGAAAGAUGCACCUCGUUACUCAGUUGAUUCUCAUGAUACGCUGAAAUCCAGACAGAAGCUGAAAGAGUUGCCUAGGCUUUCCCUGGAUAGUAGAGAUCGAGGGAUGCGAAACUCCAGCGUUGACCCUAAAACAAAUAAGCUUUCUGAAAGUUUCAGUGAAAGUUGUUCAAGCAGCAGCAAGAAACGGCCUCCCAGUGUUGUUGCAAAGCUCAUGGGAUUGGAGACAUUGCCUGGUUCUCCAUUGGGUAGAGACAUUCAUCAGUUUGGUUUGAACAAAACCAACAUCUCUGACCAAAAUGACGAUCCAUUCUCAAGAUCAUUGAGGGAGAAAAACCUGAACCGUGCAAUCCGUUUUUCUCCUAGCUCACCGAGGAGCUUGGGGAAGGACCCGGCUUCUCCAAGAUGGAGAAACUCUGAUUUUGUUAUGAAACCUCUAUCAAAUACAAGAUUCCCUAUUGAACCAGCUCCAUGGAAACAAGCUGAUAGAAACCGAGUUUUGCAAAAGCAAGCUAGCAUGCCAGUGAAAGCAAAGCCGUAUGAGGCACCUAAUUUUCCUCCUACUGUGUACAGUGAAAUGGAGCGGAGAUUGAAUGAUCUUGAGUUCAAACAUUCUGGAAAAGAUCUGCGAGCUCUUAAACAGAUAUUAGAGUCUAUGCAGUCAAAGGGUUUCCUGGAUACUGAGAAACAACUACAAUCCUCAAACUUUGCAGCUCAAAGAGAUUAUGAAAGAGAAAAUUCUGCAACUUCCAACCAUGCGAUGCCAUCCAGAACGAGAGUCCAGUCUUCUUCAUCAUCAUCUAACCAGGUAUAUCAGUCCCCGAUUGUGAUUAUGAAACCUGCCAAGCUUGUUGAAAAGGCUGGUAUUCCUGCGUCAUCCUUUAUUCCCAUUCACAGCCUAUCUGGCAUCAAUAAGAUCCGUAGAGAAAAACCUGAUGAGAAAGAAACUUCAGCAAGUAAUAAACGGGUGACAAAAGAUCGUAAUCCUGGAAACCGAAGAGCUGAAUCAUGUACGAGCUCUUUUGAUAAGAAAUCUGACAGUAGAAAUGUGCGGUCUUCUCCAAAAAAGCCUCAGCAGGUUUCCAAAGAAAGUACUUCAAAGAGUUCAGGAUCUGUAAGUCCAAGAUUACAGCAGAAGAAGCUUGAGUAUGAUAAACGUUCACGGCCACCAACCCCUCCUGAUUCUAGCAAAUCAAGGAAACCGUCAAACCAACAACUUGUGGAAUCUACUUCUCCUGGUGGCAGACGUAGACCCAGGGCUCAGAAGAGUUUGCAGCAAAAUGAUGACCAACUUAGUCAAGCAAGCAAUGAAUCUAGGACAUCAAGUCAUGACAUUUGUACUCAAUCCGAAGCAGAAGCCUCUGCUUGGGUAGAAAAAGCUACUGAAGCCGAUGGUGGUAAAAGUCCAUCUGUAAUCGAGGCAGCCAAAGCUGUAGUCUCUAACUUAAUGCAGAAUAAAUCCAGUCCAAGGUUUAGUGAAGAUGGAUUGUCAGCUAACCUUUCACUAGUUGCUUUGGAACAUCCAAGUCCUAUUUCUGUUCUCGACGCUUCAACGUACAGAGAGACUGAACCAUCACCCGUGAAGACACAAGGUAAUGUUGCCCAUGAAUUUGGUGAUGAACAUUGUGAGGACCAGUGGAAUCCAGCUUACAGUUUCUCAGAAACCACGUCAAGCUUUUCACCAGAGAUAAACCGUAAGAAGCUUCAGAAUGUUGAGCACUUGGUUCAAAAGCUCAGACGAUUGAACUCUAGCCAUGAUGAAGCCAGCCAAGAUUAUAUUGCAUCGCUCUGUGAGAACGCAGAUCCUACCACCGAUCAUAGAUACAUCUCUGAGAUUCUAUUAGCAUCGGGUCUUCUCCUCAGAGACCUUGGCUCAGGAUUGACAACGUUUCAACUACACCCUUCUGGCCACCCUAUCAAUCCCGAGCUGUUCUUUGUUCUUGAGCAGACAAAAGGAAGCAGCACUACGCAUCUGUUACACAAAGAAGAAAGUAAGGUUCUGAAAUAUGAGAAGCUCAACCGCAAACUUGUGUUUGACACCGUUAAUGAGAUUCUGGUGGAGAAACUAGCUUCAGUGGAAGCCACGGCGAAUCCAUUGAUGAAGUCAUAUGCUAAGAUGACUAAGAAAGCCGUGAGUGCGCAACAACUGCUGAAAGAACUGUGUUCAGCGAUAGAAACACAGCAAAAGCAAGCCACAAAGAGAUCAGAAAACUUCUUAUUGGAGGAAGAAGACGACUUCUUGAAAAGUAUACUUGCUGAAGAUGUGAGGAUUCGAUCUGGGAACUGGGCAGACUUCAGUGGAGAAAUCUCAGGAUUGGUGCUAGAUGUGGAGAGGCUUAUCUUUAAGGAUCUGGUUAAUGAAAUCGUGCAUGCAGAGACUAGCCAUCUGCAAGCAAAGUCAGGAAGGCGAAGAACGCUUUUUGCAGACCAGUAGCUGGGUCUGUUGAAGAAGACAAAAUAUAUACGCAAGUAGUUUCUCUUCUUUCUCUAACUCUUUAACUGUGUUCUAUGUUUCACUCUGGUCUUUUUUUGUCUUGCUGAUUCUUAUGCUCGUUUUUGGGUCUUCUGUAUUCUACAGCAGAAUAAUAAUCAUAUGGUGUGUUAUGUAAUUACUGAAGUUCUUGAGAUGGCUACCGGGAAAGAAACUGUAAAGCGAUAU